Molecule: messenger RNA, 939 nt
Organism: Guillardia theta CCMP2712
Lineage: Eukaryota; Cryptophyceae; Pyrenomonadales; Geminigeraceae
Exons: 6
Coding region: 1-939 (312 amino acids)
Source: RefSeq, a predicted model, not a curated record
AUGUCCAGUUCCACCCAUGAGAAAAGGCGUGCGAGCAGCGGGGAAAGAGAUCUCAGGAACGUCAGAAAGAAGUCUGCGCUGGGUGACAAUGAAGAGAACGAACGUGAGGAGGAGGGGAGGGAGGAGGAUCAAGUUUCGGUCAAGGAUGAGGCUGAUCUGAGCAAGAACCAUGUAGCUGAGGACGAGAUCGUGGGUUACAGCGAGGACGAGAAUGGUCUGAGAGUAGAGCACAUUUCAGAGGAGGAGUGUACCUUCCUCUACGACGAGAUCUUCUUGCGGAGAUCUUAUCUGCAGGAGGGAAUUACCCUCUCUCGCGGAGCAGGUGACGUGUUGGAUGUGGGGGCGAACAUCGGGCUCUUCUCGAUCUUUUGCCACGAGCUACUAAAACCCCCAUCCUCCUCGCCUUCACCGCACUACGACAGGAUCUUCGCUUUCGAGCCUGUACCGAGGAUCUUCAAGGUACUGCAGAGGAACGUCAGCGGCAGGGGGGGAGUGCUUCCGCGGUGUUUUGGUCUAGCCUCCUCUACCAAGUCCGAGAAGUUCGUCUAUUAUCCCGACGCUCCGGGAGAAUCCAGCAGGCACCUGGAUGAAUCCCGAGAGCAACGGAUGCUGAUGGGCAUGACGGCGGAGGGAGAGCAUGCGACGUGUGAGGUGCGGACUCUCGCCGAGGUCAUCCGGCAGGAGGAGAUCCAGACGAUACAGCUGCUCAAGGUGGACGUUGAGGGAGACGAACUUGAGGUCCUGAUGGGCCUGCAAGCCGACGACUGGAAGAAGAUCAGACAGAUCGUCCUGGAAGUUUGCGAUCGUCAGUUCAGACUCUCUCGCAUCCAAGGUUCCUCACUUUCAAAGUCCUUCGCCAUUCACAAGCUUCCAGCUUUGUUGGAGAGGAACGGGUUCAGGACAAGCUUCGUGCAGCAGAAGUCUGAGGUGACAGACUGA